AUGCCCGCCCUCACUCAUGCUGAGCUUGCCUUGGGCGAGCCGCGCACAACUGGUCGUUCUUACCACCACGUUUCUUUAUCUCAUCUUUGCGCUGGUCUUCUCUUACUUACCGUCCUGGUCGUCUUACGCUUGGUGGCAUGUGGCGCUUUCUGGACUACGGCGAGCAACAAGUUCAAGAAGUCUCAAGAACACAAUCAACACGCCAAAGAUCAACUCAAUCAGUUGGUCAAUCAGCAACGGCUCCAUCAUCUCUUCGUCCAAGACGGGGGCUGGGUCAUGGAAGAAAGGUCACGUGGGGUCAGCAGUAACACCCUAGUUGCUGGGGCUGAGUCGACUAGGAAGAUCAGUCCGCAGGACGGUUUCAUGAGGGGAAAUGAGAAAGAUUCGGCUGAAGGCACAGAGAAGAGGAAUAGCGGCGACGUGAUGUUUGCGGACCAUGUCCUUCAGAUGGGCAAACCUCCGGGUCAUUCUCCCGCCCAGUUCAUGUUAUCGAGACCCCCGCAGCCUCCUCCUCUCACGCCCCCGGAGCUAUCGCCAUCGGUCUUCACCUACGACGAGCGUAGAAGGAGCUUCACGAAUGGUGUCUCGGAGCUGGAUGCAUCGUUCUUCGAGCAGCCGAACCCUGACUAUAUGUCAUCAACAUCAACUGGCACCUCGACAGCAACUCAGGAUGCGCAAACUACGAGAUCCUCCCCAGCACCCCGCCGGAGAUCAUACACCAAGACGCUCCCCAUUGGAAUUCCUUCUCAGUCAUCGGCUCUGAUUCUUGACGAUGACGCCGGCAUGGUUCUUUCUCCUUCGUCGUAUCCCCCAACGUCACCUCUACUACCGGGCCCUCCCCCUAUCUACGGCGAGAUCCGUUAUGAUGAGGCCACCAAGCAAGAGAUUCUCGUGCGAGGCGAGAUCAUCUCCUCCCUGGACGAUGCGGGAACCGGGUGGAAGAGGCAUACGAGAGUCUAUGGAGGCGGAGUCUGCCUUGCCUGCGCAGCAUCGGGUGACGAUGGCCACACCCAUGGCGGUUUCUAUGGAGAGAACGUCUUGCCAGAAGAGAAGCGCUACUAA
This is a messenger RNA of Colletotrichum phormii, 1062 nucleotides long. RefSeq lists its product as uncharacterized. The record is from RefSeq and is a predicted model, not a curated record. The transcript has a single exon. The coding region runs from base 1 to 1062 and encodes 353 amino acids. NCBI's taxonomy places the organism in Eukaryota, Fungi, Ascomycota, Sordariomycetes, Glomerellales, Glomerellaceae.